AGGGAAGGAGUUGUCAGGUGGGAUAUCACUCUUAAGUCAUCUCCACCAUUUCGACAUGAACACUGUUGUUAUUGUUUGCAUCGUCCUCACGGCUCUGGUGUCUGUUGUUUCGGCACAAGGAGCGUCUCCGACUUCAGGGAUGCCCCCUCCAUUGGUCGGAAUGCCCGGUAUGGGCGGCAUGGGUGGCAUGGGCGGCAUGGGAGGCAUGGGUGGCAUGAUGAGAGGCAUGGGCGGCAUGGGCGGCAUGGGCGGUAUGAGCGGCAUGGGCGGUAUGGGCGGCAUGGGCGGCAUGAUGGGUGGAAUAUUUGGCCAGCAGAUAAAGUGCCGAAUGAUGAUGCCUCUGUUUGAAAUGUUCAACUGAUUGAUGUCCGUCCGUCCAUUCGUCCGUUAGCUGGUCCGUGUGGGACACGGGUUACUGGUGUUGUACCGGACACGUAGCAUAGAACUCGUUACACAAAACAUGUUCAACAUCCGUCUCAUGUAUUAAAACAUCAGUUCAAUUUUA
Molecule: messenger RNA, 505 nt
Organism: Gigantopelta aegis
Lineage: Eukaryota; Metazoa; Mollusca; Gastropoda; Neomphalida; Peltospiridae
Product: co-chaperone protein p23-1-like
Exons: 3
Coding region: 56-361 (101 amino acids)
Source: RefSeq, a predicted model, not a curated record